AUGUCAGGUAAUAGAGAAAGGUGGAUCUGGAAAGCUUCCAAAGGUGGUGACUAUACAACAAAAUCCGCUUACUCGGCGAUCAAGGCUUCUCGCAACGAGAGCACUUCGACAAUUAGCAACAGCGACACAUUGGCUAGUAUCUGGACUACAACAGCAACUCAUAAAGCCAAAGUUACAGCUUGGAGGAUUUUGCGAAGCAGAUUACCAACUUGUGACAAUCUGAGGAAGAGGAACGUGCCGUUGGGUGUGGAGGAAAUGACUUGUAACUCCUGUUUUCAUAGCCCCGAAUCGGUCGAGCACGUCUUCUUGACGUGUCCUAAAACUGUAAUGGUGUGGAACAGGGUCAAGACUUGGAUCGGGAGCAGACCGGCUCAUCCUCAAGGUAUCGACUCCCACUUCUACACAUUCACACAUUUGGAUAAAGGGAAGAAUUGCGAGAAUUUUCUCAAGGCGCUGUGGAUUUGCACCACUUGGCUUAUUUGGAAGCGGAGAAAUGAAACUCGUUUUGAAGGUAAACAGUGGUCUAUUGAUGGUCUCAUCUUGGAAAUUCAAGCUAGAACUUGGAGUUGGAACAAAGUGUUUAUGUUCUCGAGAAAGGAUUUUAGUUUUAGAGAUUGGAGCUCUAACGAGCUGUUGGCCAAAUUGUUGUAA
Salvia miltiorrhiza (redroot sage) is the source of this 651-nucleotide messenger RNA. RefSeq lists its product as uncharacterized. The coding region runs from base 1 to 651 and encodes 216 amino acids. The transcript is spliced from 2 exons. The record is from RefSeq and is a predicted model, not a curated record. NCBI's taxonomy places the organism in Eukaryota, Viridiplantae, Streptophyta, Magnoliopsida, Lamiales, Lamiaceae.